Vairimorpha ceranae is the source of this 246-nucleotide messenger RNA. RefSeq lists its product as hypothetical. NCBI's taxonomy places the organism in Eukaryota, Fungi, Microsporidia, Nosematidae. The transcript has a single exon. The coding region runs from base 1 to 246 and encodes 81 amino acids. The record is from RefSeq and is a predicted model, not a curated record.
AUGUCGAGGAAAGAAUUAGAUGAAUGUAUGAAAGAUAUAAAAAAAUACAUUGAGGAUAACAGAUCACCAAGAGAAAAAAUAAAUUUACUAAAAAGAAAAGUAGUAUUUUUGGGUGCUGAGACUAAAAAGACGACUCUGAAUUUUAAGCACAUUAAAAUGUUAAAGGAACAUAAGAAAAAAAAGAAGAUGGAAAACAAAGAAAAACUUAAAGCUGCAGGAGUAUUUAAAAGACACAAUAAAAAAUAA